Molecule: messenger RNA, 540 nt
Organism: Sporisorium graminicola
Lineage: Eukaryota; Fungi; Basidiomycota; Ustilaginomycetes; Ustilaginales; Ustilaginaceae
Exons: 4
Coding region: 1-540 (179 amino acids)
Biological process (GO): RNA splicing
Cellular component (GO): nucleus; exon-exon junction complex; cytoplasm
Molecular function (GO): mRNA binding
Source: RefSeq, a predicted model, not a curated record
AUGGCCGACGAAGUCAAGAUGGAAAAUACCCGUGAAGCAGACCCAGUGGUCGAUAUUGACAUGGAUGACGAUCCCGAUGUCAAGCGCAGAGGGAGAGGCUUCGAUCCUCGCGGCAACGGCCCCGCAUCCGAAGGUGUCAAGGCUGGUAGGUUCGAUGUCGUCGACGAGACAUCAGACAGCGGCGCCCGCGCAGUCAAAUCUGUGGAGGGAUGGGUAAUUGUUGUGACCAACGUGCACGAAGAAGCGACGGAGGAAGAUGUUAUGGAUAAGUUCCUAGACUAUGGCAACGUCAAGAGCUGCCACCUCAACUUAGAUCGACGAACAGGUUACGUUAAGGGAUACGCCCUCCUCGAAUUUGCAGAACAAGACGAAGCACAAGCUGCGAUACAGGCGUGCAGCGAGGGUCUUACUCUUCUCGAUGAAGAGCUCAAAGCAGACUUUGCGUUUGUCAAGCCACCUGCUGGAGCCUCAGCCGCACGAGGGACAGGAUCAAGGAGGACGAAUGCAAACCGAGACCGCAGCCGCAGUCCCGGCAGAUGA